Brienomyrus brachyistius is the source of this 6192-nucleotide messenger RNA. RefSeq names its product histamine receptor H1 (gene hrh1). Gene Ontology annotation, cellular component: plasma membrane. NCBI's taxonomy places the organism in Eukaryota, Metazoa, Chordata, Actinopteri, Osteoglossiformes, Mormyridae. Gene Ontology annotation, biological process: adenylate cyclase-activating adrenergic receptor signaling pathway. The record is from RefSeq and is a predicted model, not a curated record. Gene Ontology annotation, molecular function: G protein-coupled acetylcholine receptor activity. The coding region runs from base 4412 to 6040 and encodes 542 amino acids. The transcript is spliced from 3 exons.
GAAGGUCAUGUGCUGUCAGAAACUCGCUUUGUCUCGUGAAUGUGCGCGUUUGCGAAUGCUUGUCAUCGUCUCCGAAGAACAUUUGUGUGAGAGUGUGUGUGUGUGUCUAUGUAUAUUUAGAAAGCAGACAAUAACCGUGUACGCAUGUGAAUUUGUCAUUAUAAAGGAGAUACAUGUGCAUGUGUGUGUAUGUAUCUUUGCAUAUAUUCAGGAUGAGCGUGCACGAAUGCACUUGGGUCUGCGCAUGUGUAUGAUUAUAAAGGUGUGCGUUUCUGUGAUACAGAAUUAUAUGCACGUGUCUGUGAAUGAGAUUAUCCUAAAUGCGAACUGCAUGAAUGACACACACGAUCCGUGUCUGCGUUUGCAUCUGCCACGAGCUAGUCACAUGUGUGUAUUUGCUUCUGUUGGAAUCUCUUGUAAGAAAUGAUAUAUAUGAACACCUUGGAUGCGCGUGUACGCGCGCGUGCGUUUAUACGCAUGUCAGAACCCAGGGGUUAGGGGUGGUGACCCAUGGAGCCAGCCAGCAUGUUUGUUCGUGUCAAUCUGCGUGUGCGUGAUGGGGUGUAUGCAGCUUCUUUCGCGGACCCAGCGCCAGUGCGUAAGUGAUGUGGCUUGCUGGUGCCGAGGUACCUGAAUCGUUAAAGCUGCAGACGUGAGAGAAACGCGCGCUCCCGCUGGAUGGCGCGCCGCCAAAGGUCCUGUAUCUCAUUAACACCGCAAUCACUCACUCCCGCACCAACAGGACAGGGUCUGUUCGGACUUCAUCACACGUCACCGUGUAUAAUUACUGUAUGUAUGGCUGCCCGCGUAUCUGGCACUUAUUUGAGCAUUAGAGAACGGGCGGGGCGAUUCAUUAAAUAUGCUCAUUAUUUUAAUGCAACGUACCUCUGAAUAUGUUCCUGAGUGGACAGAGACGCGUGCCCGCUUAGAAAUACACGUCUGGUUAAACAGCAAUGAAACGUGGGUUAAGGGCUGGGUCAAAUAAAAAUAUUUAUAUCUAGCAACAAAAUACAGAAAUUAUUAUGCAUCGUUAUUCGUUAAGUAUCAGAAUGAGGCAGACAGGUAAAUAAUUAAUCUAGGAAUUUAUAAAUCGACGUAUCUAACUGUAAGUUUGCCAUUUUUCUUUUUAGUGUUUCCCAAUCCUUCUCAGUUAAGGACAAAGAAAAGAUGGUGAGAUCCUGAUAAAAACGCUCUAAAUGAAAUAACGGCAGUUUUCUAAAUGUUCGCGCCCUUUACCACAAUCAGAUCAAGCCCAAACGGAUAUCUUUUCUGAUGACGGAACAUUUUUCCUUUCGCUCCUUUUUAGCUCCUUCAUCUGGAAUAAUGCUGUGUUUUUUUCUGGACCGUACUUUAUUUUCCGAGUCCUUAACAAACCCUCAAUGGAAACCAAUAGAGAGGGAAAAAAUUAGCUGAGAUGUAAUUAACUGUGUGUAGUGCUCUGUCCAUGCACCGGGGUUCAUUAUCUCCUUCAGCAGCGAGCUUCUUUCUUCCGCCGUAGAUAAGGACUCCUCGCAGUCAUGGCUGCCAUCCAAAAGCGCUUCAGAAAUCGACGAGCGAAGGCUGAACCUGGUUCAGGAGCAGGUGCCGUGUGGCAAAUCCACGCACAUGCACGGGAAAGGCUUUGCCAAAGCCUGGUUUCGUUUUAACUUAUGAUCAAAGCAUUAUAAGUGUUGACAACAUGCGUCACAUGUAGGCCUAGGUAAUGUGUGAUUCUGUAGUCUAGGCCUAUAUGAUUUGUUUUUUUGCUUUUUUUUUUUUAUAAAGAAAUGUGACGUACUGCGUGUAUACGUGUCCGCACUACGUGUGCGUCAGUGUAAUUGUAGUUUUUUUUUUUUUUUUACAUUUAAAUGAAUGUGCAGACUAUCCCCUGGUUUUAAUCCACAACUAUGUCACAGUUGCCAAAACUAAGACUCAGUUUUGACAGCGAUGUGUCUAUUUCGAGCGUGGGAACUGGGCUGCAUGUGUCCUUUGCCGGUUCUGUGUGCUGUAGAGGUGAAGCACUGAAGCUUGAGACCAGAUGGUUCCAGUAUCUGAAGAAGCCCUGCUUAUGAACCUGGACCAAGGUGCUCAUCCUGAGUAGCAUUAAUAAACAUAGCAUGCCAAAAAACGAAAUAGAAGCAUAAUCUAGACAGAAAACUGUGAGAGCUUUCUGGAUAAAAAUCAUCCACAAAGAAACUAUAUAAUCAAAAGUAUUAUAAUUAUCAACUGCUAUUAUUAAUGAUAGUAAUAAUUAUUAUUAUACAUUCUGUUCAGCGAGUCUCCUGCUUUGCCAUGUGCUUUGCCAUGUGCUUUAUAAGAUAGGCUGCCAGCUUAACCAUGAAGCAGAUUAGGAAGAUAGAAUAAUAAUAAUAACAACAAUAAUAAUGCUAGUCAUUAUCAUAAUCAUGUGGCUCUUUCAUUUCAUUAUAACCUUUGCCUCAGUAUGAGACUUAUAGGUCUCCAGAUGAUGUCCCUAAAACAUGCUAAGCUGCUCGACAAUAAUAAUUAGACAAAGAACAUGCUGAGAAUUAAAAAGGAGUUAUCACUGCUUUAUUUUUUUGAAAACUCAGCAAUAUGCAUCAAUAUACCAAGCAACAUGAUGCUAAAGUGCAUUGCUUAGUGUUUUGUGUUCACUGGACAUGUAGCAUCUACAGUCUGUUGCAGGCCUAUCUUCUCGGGUCCCUAAAAUGUUUUAUGUUGCUGACUUGUAGUACAGCCACUGUCUAGCAAACAGGAACUCAUUUCAAGGUGUGCAAGUGCUUUCAUGUUGAAGGUCCUCACAGUAACAUAACAAAUUGCUUCCGUAUUUAUUACUCUUUAUAACCUCACAGUCCGGUGUCUAGUGGAUAUUAAUGUAGUGGGCAUUGUGUUCUGAAGGUUUUCACACCAAGCAAGGUAGUCAGUAAAACAUUUUUUUUCUGGAGAAAAUUAAAAGAGAAACCCACUACAGUGGAUACCACUUAUAUAGUGAUCACAUCUGUCUGGGUGAAAUUGAUCAAUAUAAGCAGAUGAUCAGUAUAACCAAUUCUUUGUCCCAUCUUUUUUAUGUCUCAGGCAGAUGACCAUCUAAAUGACAUGUAUAUAUAUAUAUAUUACAUGAACAUAAGAUAAUAAAACGGACAGCAUUGCUAUUUAUAUAGAUUAAAUGACUAAAUUGUGUAUAAUUCAAAUAUUCCAUAAUACAGUAGUGCUGUAGGGCCUAAAUAAAUAUUCAGUUGAAUUCAAUUUUAUUUGCACAGCGCAUUUUCACGACAUUACAUUGUCUCAAACCGCUUAUAGUUUCACCAUAGCAUCUCCUUGGCUAAGUUUUGGCAAUUUAUCAUAAGCUUCGAUGAGUCUAUACUUGUCAUUGAGAGAAAAUGACUUUUCUUUUCUUGUCAUGUUUUCUGUUCAUGCAGCAUUAGCCUCAGGUAGCUAGCCAGAAGCAGACGGGUUACCGCAAGGCUAAGCAGGGCGAUCAGAGUCAAGUAAAAAAUAAAUAAGAAUUACCGCAGUUGUAUUUUUUUCCUUACAUUGUCAUGUUUAAAUAGACCCAAAAUGAACACUGUAAGAGGAUUACUGGAUGUGUUAUAAGCAAAUUAUUUAAACAGUAUUUAUACUAGAAUGAUUCUGUCCCAUGUUUUUGAUCCAUAUAAAUAGUUGAUCACUAUAACUGUGAUCACUAAAAGCGGUUUCCACUGUAUUUUGCUGUUAAGUUAAACAAAAAAGUAUUCCCUGGCCCCUUCAAAAUCCUUUUAAAUAAUGUGUAAAAAUACCUAAAUGAGCCUAAUGAAUGACAACUUCUUGCCGUAGAGUGAAUAAUGCGCUGACUCAUCUGACAAUACCAGGAGUAAUAUGUAGGAUUACAAUUGUGGGAGUUUAGGUCAACAGAGGAAAUAAACAGCGCAAUAGGAAAAAAAAAAAAAAAAAAAAGGAGAAAUGGCAAUUGGAAAAGCCAAUAUCAAAGGACUACGUUGUUCUCUUUGAUGUGACUAUAUUCAUAAUGAAAUGCUUAGUGAAGACUCAAAAGAAGUGUGUUUUACCGAAAAUGCACAUUACUCCAGACAAUAUUUGCAUCGAGUAUACGGAAUUACACAUUCGUGUUUGUCUUUUAUUAGCGUCAAUAUCUAGAACGAAUAAACGGUUUAUCGCAGACACCUGACAUGUGUAUUUGAAAUGCGUGUGCUUUACAUAAAACGGACACCUUCUCACAUGUCUGCAUAUGUGACGGCAAAAAAUAUAAAAAAUUUGAAAGAGAAGAAAGGUUUGCACAUCAUCCUUCCGCCACGCCCGGGGAUAUCGACCACACUGGAGAGGCCACCGGGGGAGACUACAUCGAUCUCCGGCCUGGUUUUCCAGAAGAGCGUCUUCACGAAACUUUGGAUCCCCAGAACUGUUCCUGCCACCUGCCAAUCACAGGACACCAUGUGAGGAUUCCACAGCGCGCGUCUUGAUGGAGCCAAUACCGGGACAUCUAUUAACUGACAAUUAUGUAAAGGACGCUGCUGAGAACCAGACUGGGGCUGGAGCACAGAUUCAUUCCGGCUUAACGGGAUCGCUCAACCUUCACGUGAACAAUGUACUGUUGGGCAUUUUCCUCGGCACAGUGUCCCUGUUGACAGUAGUCAUGAAUGUCCUUGUGCUUUACGCCGUGAAGAAGGAACGGACGUUGCACACCGUGGGGAACCUGUACAUCGUGAGCCUCUCCGUGGCCGACCUCAUCGUUGGCGCCACCGUCAUGCCACUCAACCUGAUCUACCUGUUGGAGGACGAGUGGAGGCUCGGCCACAUAGUCUGCCAGUUCUGGCUGGUCAUGGAUUACGUCGCCAGCACCGCCUCCAUCUUCAGCCUGUUCAUUCUGUGUUUGGACCGGUACCGCUCCGUCCUCCGGCCUCUCCAGUACCUGCAGUACCGUACCAGAGGUAGAGCCAUUCUGAUGAUCGCUGGAGCAUGGCUUCUAUCCAUGACUUGGAUUAUCCCCAUUCUGGGUUGGCGGUUCUUCUCUGACUCUAACCCGAAACCAGAGACAGAGAAUAAAUGCGAUACGGACUUCCGCUUCGUCACCUGGUUCAAGGUCUUGACAGCCAUUUUGAAUUUUUAUGUUCCGUCUUUGCUGAUGCUCUGGUUUUACAUGAGGAUCUAUAUGGUGGUAAGGCAGCAUUACCGACAGAGGCAAUGCAUUCAGAAACUAAAGAAUUCAAUAAAGAGACACGGGAUUACACAAAAGCGUAAACUCUCAAGAAAGAGCCUCAAGUUUAACCCCGCCAAAACUGAACGAAGUACUCCACCGGAUUAUUCCAAUGUUGACGAUCUGCUAGAUCAGUAUAGCUUAGGUCAGCCAUGCUAUUCAAAGGACAUGGAUGGUGAUGCUCAGACAGACGUGGCUUGGUCAGAGAAAAAGAUCAAUAAAUGUUGCUAUCAGACGUCACUAUUUACUGUUCCAAAACACUUAAAAAAAUCGGUAAAAGAUACAGAAAAACAUGUCCCUUCUUCUUCUUGUCUUGCAGAGGAGCAAGUACCUGAAACGCCACUGAGGCUGUCCUCUCUGCCUCUUGGCAUUUUACAGUCGGACGAUGACAAGGUUCCAAAAAUGUUUGUGUCUGUCAAUGACUGCAACCUGUCGUCUCCAAACUCUGUGUCUGGGGUUUGCGAGAUAACCCACAUGUCUGAUGUGCAGAGGUAUGCUGCUGUCGUUUGCCACGGUGAUUUCCACCACCCUGUGGCCUCUCCCUGGCCUCCGGGGACUGACCUGAAGUUGGACUCGACAAAUGUGCAAACCCUGAAGCAGUCGUGGCAGAAGUUCUGCACCCAGUCGAAACAGUGCAUUCAGAACCUGCGAGCCUACAAAGAACGCAAAGCAGCCAAGCAGCUCGGCUUCAUCAUUGCCGCCUUCCUAGUGUGCUGGAUCCCCUACUUCGUCACCUUCAUGGUGAUGGCCUUCUGCAAGACGUGUAUCCACCAUGACCUCCACAUGUUCACUAUCUGGCUCGGCUACUUCAACUCCACCCUGAACCCCUUCAUCUACCCGCUCUGCAAUGAGAAUUUCAAGCGGGUUUUUAAGAGUUUACUUCACAUGCAGUAGCGGAGACCUUAAAAAUGUGCAUUCGUAAUUGAUAUGUUCAUUACACGUUUCUGGUGACUUUCUUCCUCAUAAAACGUAAUUGCUUUGUGUUUUCAAGUGUUCAAUUGUACUCUACACUGAUAAUAAAUAUGUAUUACUGCGUGCAACCAUGA